Manis pentadactyla (Chinese pangolin) is the source of this 2966-nucleotide messenger RNA. Its product is annotated as zinc finger protein 773-like. The coding region runs from base 163 to 1566 and encodes 467 amino acids. Gene Ontology annotation, biological process: regulation of transcription by RNA polymerase II. Lineage: Eukaryota; Metazoa; Chordata; Mammalia; Pholidota; Manidae. The transcript has 4 exons. Gene Ontology annotation, molecular function: DNA-binding transcription factor activity, RNA polymerase II-specific; RNA polymerase II cis-regulatory region sequence-specific DNA binding. The record is from RefSeq and is a predicted model, not a curated record.
GUGACCGCAGGAGCGGUCGUUUCGGGGGCUGAGGCCGGCUCGUCUGACCUAGGGCUCCGGAGCGCUUGUUUGGGUUGGGGUGGCGAGAGUGGGCAGGCGCGGGAGGUGGCCGGCGUUGGGGUCUGCGGCUCCGCAGCGGCCCAGUUCCAGUCGGGGCCGGGGAUGUCCGGAGCCCGUCCUGGUCCUCGUCUCUGGACCCCGCGGCGCCCCCAGAGUCCGAAGGCGGCGGCCGCGCUCAGGGGCCGGGCUCAGGGCCAUGUGUCCUUUGAGGAUGUGGCUGUUCACUUCUCCUGGGAGGAGUGGGGGCUCCUUGAUGAGGCUCAGAGACGCCUGUACUGCGACGUGAUGCUGGAGAACUUUGCACUGACGGUCUCCCUGGGACUUGCAUCUUCCAGGACCCAUGGAAUGACCCGCUUGGAGCAGUGGGGAGAGCCCUUCCCACUUGCCCGUGGAGUCAUGCCUGCAGCCAUGCCAAGAGGUUGUUGGCAUGCAGUGACGGUUGAGGCGGCCCCUUCUGAGCAGUGUGUUUAUGUAGAGGGAAUGCUCAGAGAAAACCUUCACCACCGCUACAACCAGCCCUAUGGAGAGACAACCUUAAGAGAAGAGGCAGAGGAGGGUGACAAGGACUUCCCUAACAGCUCUGGGCUUCUCAACAAACAGAGCAGAGGGGAGCCACACAGGACUACCAAAAGUGGGGAGGCCUCUCAUCCUGGAAAAAGGCAUUACAAAUGUGGCGAAUGUGGGAAAGCCUUUGGUCAGAAAUACUUACUUGUUCAGCACCAGAGACUACACACUGGAGAGAAGCCUUAUGAAUGCAGUGAAUGUGGGAAAUUAUUUAGCCAUAAAUCCAACCUUUUUAUACACCAAAUAGUUCACACUGGAGAAAGGCCUUAUGGGUGUAGUGAAUGUGGAAAAUCCUUUAGUCGCAAUGCUGACCUUGUUCAACACCACAGAGUCCACACUGGAGAAAAGCCAUUUACAUGCAGUGAAUGUGGAAAAGCCUUCAGGCAUAAUUCUACACUUGUUCAGCAUCACAGAAUCCAUACUGGAGUAAGGCCUUAUGAAUGCAAUGAAUGUGGGAAAUUCUUUAGCUUUAACUCAAGUCUCAUAAAACACCAGAGAGCUCACACUGGAGAAAGACCUUAUAAGUGCAGUGAAUGUGGGAAAUUCUAUAGCCACAGGUCAAGCCUUAUUAAUCAUUGGAGAGUGCACACUGGAGAAAGGCCUUAUGAGUGCAGUGAAUGUGGGAAAUUUUUUAGCCAAAGUUCUAGCCUCAUGCAACACCGAAAAGUUCACACUGGAGAAAAGCCUUUUAAGUGCAAUGAAUGUGGAAGAUUCUUCAGUGAGAAUUCCAGUCUUGUUAAACAUCAGAGGGUUCACACUGGUGCAAGACCUUAUGAGUGCAGGGAAUGUGGGAAUUUUUUUCGCCACAGCUCGAGCCUUGUUAAACAUCGAAGGAUUCACACUGGAGAGAUGCCUUAUGAGUGCAGCCAUUGUGGGAAAUCCUUUAGCCAGCGUUUCAACCUCACUCAACACCAGAAAGUUCACAGUGGAGAAAAGUCUUGAAUGCAGCUAACUUGGAAAAGUCUUUACCAAAGCUGUGCUCUGAUUCAGCAACAAAACCUUCACAACCUUGUUAGGCCUUAAGAAGUGAUCAUGAAGAAAGGCUUCAGCCAAAGGCUUAGCCUUGUUGGGCACCAGAAAGUUCAGACUGAGAAAAGCCUUAGGAGUGCAGGGCAUGUGCUGUCAUCCUAAAUUAAAUUAAUCUAACUUAAAACUCUGAAAGUAGCCUUUAUGAAGGAGUCAGCAGUUGAACUUCAUUCAUUCAAAUAUGCACACUGGGGGCAGGAAGAGAAUUGCUGACAUAGUGCCCCUCCUGAGAAGAUAGCCCUGUGUUGGAGCUCCAGGGAGAAAGAGCCCUGCAUUCUUUGCUGUAUGGGUCUGGAGUGGAGUUUUCAUUUCUCUUCAGUUUGGAGGGAGGAAACAGGGAGUGGUCUUGGUUCAAAUGCAACUGUCUCUUGCUGUUAUUACUGAAUAUUAGAUCUUCUUGAGUAAAUAUUUGUAUUUGCUGUAUACCUGUAGGACCAUUUCCAGAGACUUUGAAUUGUGUUUUUUAAAUUUUUACCAAUAUUAGUGGGAAGCAGACCUGCAAAGCUCCUCACAGUAAUGCUGGAAGUUGAGCCUAAUUAACUUUUUAAAAACUUGCCAAAUACACUCUAAAAUGGGUAUAAUAUUUCACUUUUGCUCUUGAAGCAUAUUAGAUUUCCAGUUUCUUCAUUUCCCUGCUGACCUUUGUAAGACAUGAGCUAUUCAUGUUAGCCAUUCCAGUAGGUGUUGUAAAGUAUUUCAUGGUGGUUUUAAUUUGCAUUUCCCUAAUGACUCACUGUUGAGCAUUUUUGUGUGCGUUUGUGAUCCAUAUAUCUUCUUUUGGUGAAUUUUGUGUUCAUAUUUUUUGCCUACUUUUAGAAAAAUUAGUUUCUUAUUGGUUUUGUGAUAUGUUAGCACAUUCUGGAUACAAAUUCCUUAUUUGAUACGUAUUUUAUCAAUAUUUUCUCAUAGUCUAUAGCUUUGGUUCUCAGUUCUUAACACUCUCAUAGAGCAGAAUUUAUUAAUUUUCAUGAAGUCCAAUUUAUCUGCUUGUUCUUUGCAUAUUUGGUACUGUUAUUUUUUUCUCUUACAGUACUGUAUCUUUGCCUGUAAAUAAAUGUCUUAUCUGAGUAUCCUAUCGGAAUCCAAUGAAUCCUUUUAAAUAUCCAGGCUUGUGAAGUCUUUGCAGAUUUAAAUAUAAAGAACUCAAUAUAUUUAGACAUACUUAAAUAUAUACAUACCCCCUAUCUCUUCUGAGACGGCCUAGGAAGCAAUGGGAUUCCAGUAGCCAUGAGCAUAUUUAUGCCCAAAUAUUGGCUUAUUAAAAACAGUUACAAAAAAAGAACUUAUUGCAUUCCUAUAUACUAACAAAAAAUUAG